AUGACGACGAAAGUACUGUGUUGUGCAUCACAAUCGAAGAACAUGGCCACCAAAAGAAGUGAAGGUAUGGGGAGGAAGGUUCGAGGAAGAAUAUGGAUAUUGCCACCUGAAACCAUGGUGACCCUUUUAAAGCAAAACUUCAUGAGAAACCAACAUCUCCGAAGGUGGAGUUUCCAAACUCUAUUCCCAAUAUCUGCCGCAGUUUCUGAUCGGAGUUUGCUUUUAAGGAACAAUGACAACGAGAUUGAGGAAGAAUCGUAA
Lactuca virosa is the source of this 261-nucleotide messenger RNA. NCBI's taxonomy places the organism in Eukaryota, Viridiplantae, Streptophyta, Magnoliopsida, Asterales, Asteraceae. The record is from the annotation of a GenBank genome assembly.